AUGGCCUACAACUCCCCCGCCUCCUCCGCUUGGGCCACGUGGAACUUGGCUAGCGCGUCGGCCAUGCCUAUUUCGGCAGGCGAAGGCGCCAGAUUCACCCCGCCUUCCUCCUUCUUUGUCUGCUUUCUCCAUGUCCGCAUCCAGCUCCGAUGCCUGCUGUCCGCCACUCCCUCCUCCUUUGGUGCCUCCUGCUCGGGAGAGUACAGACGCAAGCCGGCUGCAAUCCAAGUGGCGCGCCGUGCUGGAUCUCCGCUAGGAGCUCCGACCAGCUUUGCAAAGCCACCGGCUCGCAACCGCGCACGGGCUGAAGAUCCAAGCCCGGAUUACUUUUUUGCGCUAGCAGGCGAUGCACAGUUCUCCACUAGUCACUACCACGAAUGCCCUGGCAUACAAGUAUAUACUAUCUUCCUGGGAUUCGACGAGAGCCCACCUGCUUACCAUUCCCUCCCGGCUAAGGGCGUCGUUCCACAGAUGAAAAGCGGCGUCAACUUCGCAUCAGGAGGGUCAGGCCUACAGGAGAACACGGGCCUACUCCCUUGUGGGCGACCAGUGUACAGCAUGACCGACCAGCUCGAGAAGUUCACGGCGGCCGUCCAGAUGAUGGGGGACGACUCGGACGACCUCAUCUCCAGAUCGCUCUUCUUCAUCAGCGUCGGCAGCAACGACCUGUUCGAGUACGCCUACCCCUGGCCGACGCCCCCGAACCGCAACGACACCGCCUUCCUGGGAUGCCUCGUCGACCAUUACAAGACCUACCUGCAGGAGCUGUAUGCGGCCGGGGCGAGGAAGUUCAGCAUCGUCAGCCCGUCGCUGGUGGGGUGCUGCCCGUCGCAGAGGGCGGUGGCGGUGACACAUAACAAUGACACCGACGAGUUCAACUGCUUCGGCGCGGCGAACAAGCUCUCCAGGCAGCUGUACCCAAUGAUAGACUCGAUGCUGCAGGGCCUCAACGCUGAUCUGGACGGCAUGAACUACUCCCUCUCCGACUCCGUAGGGAUGGCCCAAAUGGUCUUCGCCAGCGGCGGAAAAGCCGUCAACCUGACGGUGGUGGACACGGCGUGCUGCGCCGGCACAGGACGGUUCGGGGUGGGCCAGUGCAACACCUCCGCCAAGCUCUGCCCAAACCGCGACGACUUCAUGUUCUGGGACGGCUUCCAUCCGACGGAGGAGGCGUCGUUCCUGGCCGCGAUCGAGAUCUUCGGCGACACCGGCAAAUACCUCCACCCGAUGAACGUGAGGCAGCUGGCGGCGCUCUAA
Messenger RNA from Triticum aestivum (bread wheat), 1257 nucleotides. RefSeq names its product GDSL esterase/lipase At1g33811-like. NCBI's taxonomy places the organism in Eukaryota, Viridiplantae, Streptophyta, Magnoliopsida, Poales, Poaceae. The coding region runs from base 1 to 1257 and encodes 418 amino acids. The record is from RefSeq and is a predicted model, not a curated record. The transcript is spliced from 6 exons. Gene Ontology annotation, molecular function: hydrolase activity, acting on ester bonds.